Prunus persica (peach) is the source of this 1567-nucleotide messenger RNA. RefSeq names its product dof zinc finger protein DOF2.1. Gene Ontology annotation, molecular function: DNA binding; DNA-binding transcription factor activity. Bases 386 to 1342 code for a protein of 318 amino acids. The transcript is spliced from 2 exons. NCBI's taxonomy places the organism in Eukaryota, Viridiplantae, Streptophyta, Magnoliopsida, Rosales, Rosaceae. Gene Ontology annotation, biological process: regulation of DNA-templated transcription. The record is from RefSeq and is a predicted model, not a curated record.
GGGACUGGCUGAUGUUGCUGCUGGUUGGCUCUCUCUCUCUCUUUCUCUCUCUCUCUCUCUCAUUAUAUAUGAAACCGUUGCAGAGAACAGAGAUACGAAGAAGAGACUCGAAUUUUCUCAACACACACACUUUCUCUGCGUGCAAGCUAGCUCAUCUAAAUCCCUCAUUGAUCAAAACCCAUCAUCAUCAUCAUUACCCCAUCUCUCUCUCUGUGUUGUGUUUUUGGGCUUGCUUUGCUUUAUAUACCUCACUGUGCAUGUGACAUACUCUGCCUAUACCCAAAACUCCCUCUUUACUCUUCAUACCCUUUCAGUCUCUCUCUCUCUCUCUCAUACACAAACUAAACAUUUCUUUCAAAUUAAGGAGAGGUGUUUGAUUGAUUGCAUGAACUAUAUGGAUCCUUCAAGUGGACAACAACACCAGGAAAUGUCAGCUCAUUCACUGGACAUGCUGGUCUGCUCAAAAACCCAACAGCAGCAGCAGCAGCAAGACAGGAAGCCAAGGCCUCAACCAGAGCAGGCUCUCAAGUGCCCAAGAUGUGACUCCACAAACACCAAGUUCUGCUACUACAACAACUACAGCCUCUCUCAGCCAAGGUACUUCUGCAAGGCCUGCAGAAGGUACUGGACCAAGGGGGGUACUCUGAGAAAUGUUCCAGUGGGUGGUGGGUGCAGGAAGAACAAGAGAUCCUCCUCCUCAUCAAAGAGAUCACAAGACCAACAACCCCUCACACCCAAUUCCAAUAACCCUCUCCCUUCCCUUGGAUAUGACUCAAAUGACCUCACCCUUGCAUUUGCUAGGCUCCAAAGACAGUCAUGUGGGCAGUUGGGUUUUGAUGACCAAGACCACCUUUCUAUUUUGGGAAACCCCAACAACACCACUUCCCAUGGUGAUCAUUCUAUUCUUGGAAACCAUGGCCUUAACAUGAACACUACUUCAGCUGCUGCAGCACCUGGGUUUUUUGAUGCACUCAGGACUGGGUUUCUUGAAACCCAUAAUGGUAAUUUCCAGAACAUGUAUUAUGGGUUUGGAAAUGGGAGCAACAGCAGCAGUUUGGGUGAGGUUGAAAAUGGGGCAUGUGGAGAAAUGGGGCUCCACACAUUUGAGGAAAUGACCAACUCAACCACCACAGCAGUCACGGUGACAACAAUGAAGCAAGAGCUUUGCAAUGCAAGAGAUCCUCAAAGUGAGAGCAACAGGGUUUUGUGGGGCUUCCCAUGGCAGCUCAAUGGAGAUGCAAACAAUAAUAUGGUUAGUAAUGAGUGUGAUUCAGGAAGAGUAGAGAGCUGGAAUGGUCUUGCUCCAUCUUGGCAUGGGCUUCUCCACAGUCCCCUAGUGUAAAACCCUUAAUGAAUUCAGCAGUGUUUAGUGUGAUGAUCAGCAAGAAAAACAAAAGCUAAGAAAGCAUAGGUUUUUAAUAGGUUUUUUUUUCUUUCUUCUUCUUUAAUUUGUUCACUUAUCAGACUUAAAAUGUCAGUUUUAGUGCUUUUAAGUUUUGCAUUAAGAUGUUAUAUCAUAUGGAUAUGAUUCACUUGAAUCAUCAUCAUCAUCUCCAUUUUCAUUUUA